Messenger RNA from Aspergillus clavatus NRRL 1, 840 nucleotides. RefSeq lists its product as uncharacterized. Lineage: Eukaryota; Fungi; Ascomycota; Eurotiomycetes; Eurotiales; Aspergillaceae. The transcript has a single exon. The record is from RefSeq and is a predicted model, not a curated record. The coding region runs from base 1 to 840 and encodes 279 amino acids.
AUGAUUGCACUCAAAUGUAACUGCAAGUCGCUUGUGGCACAAUGUGCAAAUUCAUGGCCUUGUGUGUUGGAGAACCCUGAAAUCAAGCUGGUGAAAGUGUUAGAAUCAGGUAUAAAGCUGACUGCUCCUUCCAUCCCCUCAACCGAUAGGAUCUCCCACCGAAGUGAAUACGCCAAGUACUCUCUCCCCGUCACCGUCCUCAAUUCGCCCAACUUUUCGCAUGCUUCCUCUCAUGGCCACACAGAGUGUGAGAAACUUGCACUUCUUGAAAAUGAACUCUGUGGUGUUUCCGAUGACCUGAUUCGCGAACUAUUAAUCCGAUCAGGACGCCAACACCUGCUGGCCAUACCAAAAGACGUAAACUGUGACCUGCCAUGUGUGUUUAAGAAAGUCACCUUCGCCGAGGUCGAGAUGAUUGAGCAUCGCCUCAAAUGUUAUGUCGAUGAGAUGAUUGAGCGCCGCCUUGAAUCACACAUUCUCAACGAGAUUGUCGAUAGUGCUGUGAGCGAGUGUCGUGAUCAGAUCUACGACAAAUGCAAAACGAACGAAGCCGAAUUUCAUGAACAGGUCGACGAUGGUAACUCCGAGGUACGCAAUACUGCUAAUGAAUAUAUGGAUGAAAUAGAAGAACAGGCGCAAAGGUACAUGCAUGAAAUAGAAGAACAAGCGCAACAGUACAUGAAGGAUAUCGAGGAUCAGGGAAUCAAAUUUGAGAUGUCUGCGAAGAAAAAAGUUACGAAGCUCAAGCAAUGGUUCAAUUUUUCUACUCAGUCCUUACUUGAUAGCAAGUCAAGCCCUAGCCAUGAGCUGGGUACCAAUGCCAGGCGCGGUUCUAUCUAG